Radiomyces spectabilis is the source of this 3206-nucleotide messenger RNA. Its product is annotated as Retinoic acid induced 16-like protein-domain-containing protein. NCBI's taxonomy places the organism in Eukaryota, Fungi, Mucoromycota, Mucoromycetes, Mucorales, Radiomycetaceae. The transcript has 3 exons. The coding region runs from base 261 to 3119 and encodes 952 amino acids. The record is from RefSeq and is a predicted model, not a curated record.
GAACGAAGCGGGGAUCCAGUGUGUCUUGAAAGCGAGCUGUGGGUGCUUGGAGUCUCCCUAACUUUUUUUUCUUUUCUUUCCGCCAUCUCUUUUCUUUUUCUGGAUGUUUAUGAAUAUCGGCCAUGGACUACUUUUCCAAGUUUAAGAAACGUAUUGUUCCUCCCAAGGUUCAACCGACGAGUGCCAUGCAGCUCGCCAAGUUCCAUAAGUGCUGGGAUUAUGUUCAUAAUAUAUUUGUGGGCGAUGAUCGCAAGACGAAUAUGCACGUGGAACAAACCGAGAUUCCUGACAAACUUCGACAGAUGGUGGAUAUGCUGGUGGAUGAGGAAGCUCGGCAAGAGGAUAACACCACGGGUGUGUGUAUGGAAUACUUUUUGAAAAAUGGCGUGUUGCAGUAUCUUGUCAAUGUGUCUGAAAAAGCCGACUAUCCCGUCGGCAUUCGAGGCGAGUCCAUUCGAACCAUUGCCAGUAUGGUGGAUUUAUUGGAUGAUCGAUUUCUCGUGCAUAAUGCGGUUCACAAACCGACCGUGAAAUUAUUGCGAUUUUGUGUCCUGGACGAACGACAGAGCGAACUGUACCAUGAGGAUCUCGUCGAUCUCAUGUAUAUCAUUUGCUCAAAGAUUCACGGAUUCCCCGCCUUGCUCAAUGUCUUUUUUCACGAUAAACAGUGGUUGACCACGCCUCAAAAACCGCAUCGUAUAUCCCAAUUACAUCCACAACAACAGCAGCCACCACCGCCCCAAACACAGCAACCACCCUCUACAGAAACCUCGCCUGAAUACGAGUUUUUGCUCUUCACUUACCUUUUACGAUUUGUGCAUCGUGAGGGACGUUCGGGCGACUUUGCAAGAACCGGAUUGCUAUUUUUGAUGGAGAUGGCCACCAAUCAACUGGGCGAUUUCAUCUUGGAAUCCGAUUUUGCCACCAUCAUGGCCGCCGGCCUCGGCGCCUUGUACUCGCAGCUGCCUCGAAAAUUAGUGAUCAAAGACGAAGGCGAACUCAGUGCAAGUUCGGCCGCCUAUUUGUUGGGCCAAGAUCUAGAUCAGCGCACCAUGCCAUCAGGGAUGGGCGUCGAAGUAUCCAGUUCGCCGGAAUUUCGAUAUCAACUCGAUUCAUUUCUAAAACUGUUGGAGUUUUGCCAGGAUGUCCUCAUUCGGUGUCCAAAUGUGAAUAUUUCGGUGGCGUUGCUGCAGAACAUUCGCACGAUUUUCCUUUCCAAUAUUUUGUACCCUUCCAUUCUCGAAUGCUCGGAUAUUGACGGAUCGUCUGUCGCGGUCAUUAGUUACAUUGAUCUCAUUUUACAAACUUUGCAGCAGGAUGAAUUGUCGGACGUCGUGGUGGGCUUUUUAAUGGAUGAAGAUAGUCCUGCUGCUAGUGCAUCGACAGCUCCCGAAGACGCGACAAUGGAAGCGAAUAUAUUUGCCGGCGUGGAAUUAGAUCGAUUCAAAAGCUCACCUUAUUUUACCGCCGCCGAACGAUUUACACUGCGCGACUUGAUUUUUAGCCGGCUGAAAUCCAGCUCUCAGCCCACCGUCAUUGCCACCCUCAAACUUUUAAAAACAUUGAUUAGCAAACACUAUCGGUACUCGUUAAAGUUGCUUUCGGUCGAGUUCCAGGAAGAACCAUUGGUUCCCUUGGUCAAGAAGUCAGGCACGAUUAUUUCCCACCAUAUUCGCGAAAUCGAGCUCUACUUUUCUCUAAUAUCGGCCAUCGACCAGGUGCAUGCGGAUGACAUCCUAGCCACGGGCUAUGAAGCGUACCUACGGGAUAUGGAAGCCUUGAUUGACAGCGAGUGGGGUUAUCCACCGACCCUUCACACCGAAGGAUUGCGUUCAGGGACCCGACGACAGCAUGCGCCGAAAAGCGAACGACGCCGAAGCUUCAAGUACGGUCGACGAUUGGAUGAACACAAGGGCAGGAUCCCUUCGCACAUACAGAGCAAACCGCGCACGGAGCAAACGUAUAAACACUAUAUCAAACCGACCGAUCCUCUACUUCAGAUCUUGCUCGGUCUAUUGAGCCAUUUCUUCGCGCAAUCAUCCGAGCUCAACCUUGCUUUGACGUCGGUGAUCUCUUCGCUGGCGCUGUGCCCUUAUCGCAGCUUGGAAGGCUGGAUCACGUUUCGCGAAAGCGAUCGAACGAAUCCCGACGAUAUACUGGUUCUGGACAGCGAGUCGGGUAAUCCAAUACAACAAUUACAGAUUGGUCGCGAAAACGAGAUCCGCAGCCAGGAUAUUUAUGCCCAUUUUGAUACCAGCCAAGUAGAUGAAGACGACGACGACGACGACCGGUCCAUUGACUAUGGCGUGGAAAGGAACUCGGCCCAUAUGACGGUGCCCACCCAGUUCAAAUCGUUUCCCCCUUUCUUUACACUGUUUCGCACAUUAACGCAGCAAAUCGAUUAUUAUCGUUCCGAAGUCGAAGGGUUUGAUGCGUUAUUGGAAGAACGAUGGCAAGGCUUGAUCUUUGGUGAACUUGAAACACCUCCCUCUUCUUUGACCACCCCUUCUCUUUCGACAUCCACACGACGAGGAUCACUUCAUCCGGUGAAAAAUGACCCCGUCAUGAAUGCAGCCGUGCAAUCAUCGAGUAUGAGUCUAUUUGGUGGUGGACAAAGCCGGCGACCGUCUAUCCUUCGACCGUCUUCUUCUCCCUCAGUUCCUCCGUAUCCGACCGUACCCAAACCGAACGGAUUACCACCGAACCCGUCCAAAUCCUUGUCAUCGACCACGACGGCUGCCGCCAUGGCUGCUGCCGGAUCGGUGAUGACUCCAGCAACGACACCGUUACCGAAUACCAAUCAUAUUGUGAAUAAUCCUCUCUCUCCCUUUGCCGUGCAUGCACGCCGAACGCAGGACAUCCGUAUCCAGCCAUUAUUCCCUUCGAGUUUUGUCACUGAUCCUGAAGAACCGAUUCUGGAUUUGGAUGCGGAAGACGAAGAUACCUUUGCACCGAAAGCUGCCAAUCCUUCUCAAGCACGACGAAUGGAUAAGAGCACCGAGAUUACCUUGUCCAUGUUGCUCAACAACGUGGUCAUCCUCGAAGAAUGUAUCAAAGAACUCGUGGCUAUUAUGCAGGUCCGCCGAAGUUUGGGAAUCGAUGAAAUUCGCUAUACGUAAAAAGUACCGCGAUUUAGUUCUUCUCGUGCCAUCUCAAUAAACUCUUUAAAGGGAAUAUGACAAGUUCCUUGUACAUCAUUCUCCACA